Messenger RNA from Chenopodium quinoa (quinoa), 1699 nucleotides. RefSeq names its product beta-ureidopropionase-like. The record is from RefSeq and is a predicted model, not a curated record. NCBI's taxonomy places the organism in Eukaryota, Viridiplantae, Streptophyta, Magnoliopsida, Caryophyllales, Amaranthaceae. The transcript is spliced from 6 exons. Bases 183 to 1457 code for a protein of 424 amino acids. Gene Ontology annotation, molecular function: beta-ureidopropionase activity.
UAUAAUCCAAUUAUUUAUUUGCGUAACUACCAAAAGAUUCUUAGUGUGAUGAUCCAAUAAGUUAAAAAAAUAUUAAAAAAUUAAAAAUAAAGGUGAGUGCAAAGGAGAAAGUUCCCUUAACUAAACAAAAUUGAUCAAUCAUCAUCUAAUCCUGAUCCCAAUCACAUCCAGAAGAAAAAAAAAUGGAAGAAAAAAGCAUAAUUGAAAACGGAGAGAGAGAAAUUGAUCAACAACAAAACCAAACAAAGGUGGUUUCUUCUACACCAAACGGUUCAAUUUCUGGGUUCGAAUCUCUUCAUCACCUCCUUAGUUCCUCUCUCCCUGCUCCCAUCUUCCAGGAAGUAAGCAGGUUGAUUCAUGGGUUGAAUUGUGGAAGAUCACUUGAUCCUAUAACACUUCCAGCUGCAGCUACCAAUUUGUCCAAUGACCACGAUUUCGAUCUCCAGGCAUACUGCUUUCAAGCUCAAAAGGAGUCUUUAAGAGAGCCUCGAAUUGUACGAGUAGGUCUUAUCCAGAAUUCUAUUGCCCUGCCCACAACAGAACCUUUUAUAGACCAAAGAAGAGCCAUCUUUCAGAAAUUGAAGCCCAUCAUUGAGGCUGCAGGCGCUUCGGGAGUCAAUAUAUUAUGCCUUCAGGAAGCGUGGACAAUGCCAUUUGCCUUUUGUACCCGCGAGAAAAGUUGGUGUGAAUUUGCAGAGCCUGUCAAUGGGGAGUCGACACAAUUUCUGCAAGAUCUUGCUAGGAAGUACAACAUGGUCAUUGUAAGUCCAAUUCUAGAGAGGGAUGUUGUACAUGGAGAGACUAUAUGGAACACCGCUGUUGUAAUUGGAAAUCAGGGUAACAUUAUAGGCGUGCACAGAAAGAACCAUAUUCCUAGGGUUGGGGACUUCAACGAGAGCACAUAUUAUAUGGAAGGAAACACUGGACACCCUGUUUUUGAGACAGCAUUUGGCAAAAUUGCCAUUAACAUAUGUUAUGGUAGGCAUCAUCCUUUAAACUGGAUGGCUUUUGGCUUGAAUGGAGCAGAGAUAGUAUUUAACCCGUCUGCUACUGUUGGUGAGCUCAGUGAACCUAUGUGGCCAAUUGAGGCACGUAAUGCUGCAAUAGCAAACAAUUAUUUUGUUGGCUCAAUAAAUCGUGUUGGCACUGAGACCUUCCCAAAUCCAUUCACCUCUGGAGAUGGAAAGCCGCAGCACAAGGAUUUUGGUCAUUUCUAUGGUUCUAGUCACUUUUCUGCUCCAGAUGCUUCUUGCAGUCCGUCCCUCUCUCGUUUCAGAGAUGGUUUGAUGGUUGCAGAUAUGGAUUUAAACCUCUGUAGGCAGAUCAAAGAUAAGUGGGGAUUCAGAAUGACCGCAAGGUAUGAGCUUUAUGCUGAGAUGCUAGCUCGUUAUAUAAAGCCAGAUUUUCAGCCUCAGAUAGUCUCUGAUCCAUUGUUGGAUAAGAAGAAUCCAGCUUAACUCUUUCAGUCUCGGACAUAGAGUACUCCUUCCAUUUCAUAUUAAAAGUAAAUGGUGCAGAUGUUAAAAUACAAAUCUACAAAGUUUGCACGUUUGUAAUGGCACGGACAGUAAAAGGCAAAUUUGUAAUUAAAGAAUUUAGUCUGCAAGUUUAUAAUUUCAAAGCAUUUCUAGUGAAUCAAUAAUAUGUGUUUAGAUAUAUACUAUCUCUGUUUCACAAUAGAUGGAACGUUUUGACCUUA